Messenger RNA from Paramuricea clavata, 2843 nucleotides. The record is from the annotation of a GenBank genome assembly. Lineage: Eukaryota; Metazoa; Cnidaria; Anthozoa; Malacalcyonacea; Plexauridae.
UUUAGUGGGAGAGAACUGGUUUAUGAUUCAAAAUAAACAACAUACAAAGGUAUGCAUAACGUAUGUUCGACCACAUAACAUUACAGCAACAACGUGCAACUCAAGUGAUUCCUUCCAACGAUGGGUUUGGACUCGGCACAGCCAACUAUAUCAUGUAGAAACAUCAAAAUGUAUUCAGCAAGGCAAAAUCAUUUUUACUGAUGAAACUUGGUACCUAGAUCUUCAAGAGUGUAACAUGACUGAGAAGAAACAGAAAUGGAAUUGUGACGCACCAUUUAGUAUUCGGAGAUUGGGUACUAAAACCACAGCUCAAGAGGUCAACAUCUACAUAACGUAUGAAAAUGACACGAUCUUGGCAAAAGUAGGCCUAAAUGUCGCUACGGCGACCUGGAUCCGAAAACAUCAGUCAAACACAAUGACCGAAAUCUGCUAUUCGUGUAAGUUCUUUUCAAUGCUCACCUUUUUUUUAUUUUACGUUCUGAUCGCAGAUGUAUUUUAAACCCCACAUUUCUGUAUAAUUAUACUAUCAGCUGCAUGCACAAAAUGUAUAAACGUACUCCUUACCGACAUAGGCGUACAGGAAGGAACAAAUUAGGGGGGCAGAAAGAAAUUUGCGCGACUUUUUCGAAUUGUACCCGACCAGUGUCCAAAAAUUUUUUUUCCGGAACACUAAAUUUUGGCGACCCCCCCCCCCCCGUCGCCAAAAAAAUUUCGGUCAGUGUACCAUUUUAGGGGUCCAAAAUUUUUCGGACAUACAAAAAUUUUUCAGAAUAUCAAAAAAUUUUCCCAAACAUCAAAAAAUUUACAUAAUUUCCCGCAAAAUUCGUAGAAUUUGUCCCAUUUAUUUUUAUAAUAACCCAAUAUUGCCCGACUGUGAAGCGAAUAUUGCCCAACUGGCUUUGUUUGCCCAACAAACUGGGGUUAUUAUUAAGAGAGAUUUUAUUGCUUUGACUACUUUUUCCCCGACUUUUCCCCGACUUUUGUUGAACAUUUGCCCGACUUUUCGACUUCGUAAUCUUUUUUUGGGGGGGGCAGCUGCCCCCCCCUGCCCCCCCCGUCCCGUACGCCUAUGCUUACCGAAAAAAAAUCACCAAUUCAUUGUAUAAGCGAGGUACAUACAUAAUUUGACUAAAUAGACGCUUAAGAAGAGUACAAGUAGUAUUUUCUAAAACUUGAGUAAAUUAAUGCACCCAUGCACAGUAGCCUCUCGUUCAAACGGAAAAGACGAACGGAGAAUGAGAGGGCCUGCUUUAUUUGAACGUAAAUAUGGGAUUGGUCAAUGUCAUGAGUUAAUUUAUUUUUUUUGAUUGACAUGUUUACGCACGAUGAAAUGCAUUUCUUUUGGCAGGGUUGUCCCCAGCUGUGUUUUUAUUGGUCAAUUUUAACAAGCCUUUAUUUGGGUGUUUAGUCACGAAAUCUGAAUUUUGUGCAGACCCCAUAGAUAUCUCAUAUACACUACAUAGCGCAUCUUGGAAUACAAAACUGAAGCCAAAACUCUCAGCGGUUUCCCCCAUGAAAAUAGGCGGCGGCCAUAUUGGUCGUUCCCACUCAUCAAUGAAAUGCUAUAGAAAAUACUAUACUUUUCGAGGCUUUUUUGCAUUUCUGGAUUAAAAAUACCUUUUUGAGGUACGUUUGCCUUGAAAUCGCAGCUUUUUUGGAAAAGGGUACAAGAAAAAAACAUUAAUUGGCGAUGUUGAUGUCUUUGAAUCGCAUUUUAAAGCUAAAAAUUUCGAAUUACGACAUUCUUUAUAUAUUUGUUUUGAAUCUGUGAAUGAUUCUCUGGUGAAGUAUCGUCUAAUCAAUACAUGUACUUACGGUUUCUGGCACCACUUAAACUUUAUGGAAAUGGAAGUUGGUAAGUAACGUUUCGACUAUCGGCGUAGGCAGUUUAUACUGUAAAAAAACAGAGUCUGCACUUUCAGUUUGGGCAGUUUUCACUGUUAAAUCUUUAGUGAAAUGUUUGAGACAGUCUGAGUCUGCACUUUCAGCUUGGGUAGUUUUCACUCUAAAUCUUUAGUGAAACGUUUGAGACAGAGUUUGCACUUUCAGCUUGGGCAGUUUUCACUAUAAAUUUUAGUAAAAUUAUGUUUGAGGCAGAGUCUGCACUUUCAGCUUGGGCAGUUUCAUAGUAAAUUUUAGUAAUAUUUAGCUUUCUCUGAUACAUUCUGUGUAAUCACUCACACUGGUGCUUAAAAGGUACAAGUUUAUUUAAUUUCUUUCUAAUUUUUUGUCCAGAUGAAUUCUCAGUGGUCUUUUUUCCAAAAUGGUAAAAUUAAACCUCACAGUAACUCUUGAUGAUGCUCUUGGUCAACUGAAAUAUAACAUGAUUUUCACCAACUGGUGAGUCAAAAAUAUGGUGAUCUAGCUCAGUAAAAAGAUUGUGUAUGGACAAUGAAGCCAGAACAUAUGGACAAUAAACAAUGAAGCCAGAACAGAAGUGGUCAGAACAUAUAAGUGUCUGCUUUCUGAGAACAGAACAGUAUGGACAAUGCAACCAGAACAAAAGUGGUCAGAACAUAUAAACAUCUGCUUUUUCGGUGACCACUUUUCUUGAUGAACAUUAUGUAUCAACUGUUUUCAUAGUACUUCAUCCUUAGGGAUGUUUAUCAUGUUAAUGCAAGUCUAAUUUCAAUCAAAAAUAAAUUGCUUACUGAUGAAAUGUCCUGGGAAGUUUUCUUUUGAUUUUUGAUUCUGUCACUUGACCCUUCACUAUUACUUCUUAUACUUUUUGCAUCAGGAAUGACUUUACCCAUUGCUAUGAAAUUUUCUGAGUUUAAUUCAAAUUUUUAAUUUCAAUUGGCACCAAAACUUCUUCAGGUCUCCAAAUUUUUUUUAAAAUUGGA